This is a messenger RNA of Galleria mellonella (greater wax moth), 2471 nucleotides long. RefSeq names its product 5'-AMP-activated protein kinase subunit beta-1 (gene alc). The transcript has 5 exons. Gene Ontology annotation, biological process: signal transduction. The record is from RefSeq and is a predicted model, not a curated record. Lineage: Eukaryota; Metazoa; Arthropoda; Insecta; Lepidoptera; Pyralidae. Gene Ontology annotation, cellular component: cytoplasm; nucleus; nucleotide-activated protein kinase complex. Gene Ontology annotation, molecular function: protein kinase binding. The coding region runs from base 120 to 965 and encodes 281 amino acids.
AAUCCUGUGCCAAUGUCAAAUAAGUUUUUAAAUAGAGCUAUUAGUUUCGGGCUAAAUUAGUGAUUAUUUCGUUUAAAAAUUAACCUUCUAAAAAUAUAUAUAUAUAAACAGUACAAGUAAUGGGAAAUGCUGGAAGUAACCACACGAAAGAAUGGAAUCGAGAUAUAUCUAAACCUCCUGAUGUUGGUCCGUCAUCGCCAGGUCAUAAGGAAGGGCAGGUUUUUACUUUUAACAAAAAGUUAGAUGAUGAUCGUUGCGGACGAGAAGAUGAUAAUAACAUCGAAGAUGGUGCUCCAUAUUACACGAAGGCUGUUCCUGAAAGUGACAUUGAGUACAAUACGUCACGGGAAAGGUCUAAUACACUGACUGACAGCACUAAAAUUGUAGACGAUGUUAAAGUACUGCCUACUGUUUUUAAAUGGGAAGGCGGAGGCAAACAAGUAUAUAUUAGUGGGACUUUUACUGAUUGGAAAACAAUCCCUAUGGUAAAGUCUCAUGGUGAUUUUGUCACUAUAAUAGAUUUGCCAGAGGGAGAACAUCAGUACAAAUAUUUUGUUGAUGGUGAAUGGCGUCAUGAUCCUACUGUGAAAUUGAUAGAUAAUGGAAUGGGUUCAAAAAAUAACUUAGUUACAGUAAAAAUGUCUGAUUUUGAAGUGUUUCAAGCUUUAGCUAAAGAUAGUGAAGGUAUUCAUAGCAGUGCACAGACAGAAUAUUCACAGGAAAUUCCACAAUCUAAACCUUGGGACAAAGUAUCAGGUCCUCCAAUAUUGCCACCACAUCUAUUGCAAGUUAUUUUAAAUAAAGAUACUCCCCUUUCGUGUGAACCAACAUUAUUACCUGAACCAAAUCAUGUGAUGUUAAAUCAUCUUUAUGCCUUAUCAAUCAAAGAUGGAGUGAUGGUGCUAUCAGCUACACACAGAUACAGAAAGAAGUAUGUCACUACACUACUGUAUAAACCAAUAUGAAUUGCAAUUAUUAAACAUCAAAUCCAAAAUAUUAGAUGCUACUUAUAAUAUUAGAGACAAAAUAUGUAAAAAGUGUUAUGUAAAUUUGAAAUCCAAUGACUAAUGGAGCUAAACAAUCUUAAGGACAACUUUAUUGAAGGCAUGUAUUAUUGAUAACUAUUUUUAACCCAAAUAUUGUGAUCACUUUGUAUGAAACAUACUGUAUGCCCUUUUCAUAUGGCAGUCCCAAGCAAAAUGGCGGGUAUGCGGCAUGCCCGUCAUUUUGCUCACAAGAGUCGUUCAGUUCAAUAAUAUAAUUGUCGUAUUUUGGAAUGUUGAACUAUUUCUGAGUUACACUAUGUAUGCCUGUGAUGUAAAAUUAUACUUUAGUGUUUAUACACACAGCUUUAAAAUAUUUACAGCGAAUAGAGAUUGCAACACAUAAUUAAUCUAGAAGGCUUAAAAUAAAAAAAGAAAAUAUAUUUUUAAUUUAAUAAUUAAAUUAUAUUUUACACAAUUAUAAUUAAUAAACAAUACAUCACUACUAUUCUAUGAUAUAAAAGUACCGACUCGUUUAUCGUCAUAGCGGUAUUUGAGUUCUAUUAAUAAUUCAUGCGAUACAUUUCGUCAUAUUGACUCCGUUGAAGUUUGAAAUAAUCAGAGUAUGUUCGGAAUGUUCGCAUUCAAAUAACUCCGGUGCUAGUUGUGUCGUGACAGUCGUUAAUCGAGUGCAUAUAUAUGGCGUGUGAUCUGUAGUAUUGUAUAGAGUCCUGAAGAUUCUGUGAUUUAUUACAAUACAUUUAGUCGCGCUGAUAACAUCAUAUUAAUGGACUAGUAGUUUCAUUAGUGAAUUGUAACUGUAAUUCAUGUAAAAGACUUACUCCUCUCCCCCUGUUCUAAGGUAUAUUGUAUAGAAAUUAAACUACGUAUAACUAAAACUCCUUUCUAAUAACGAUUAAACAAUUUAUAAGCUUCAUAAAAAGAAUGGUGCUGAGCAUUAUAUUCCUCUGCUUUCCAAGCUCGUAAUGUGUAUCCGUCCGGUCGUAACGUCUAUCACUGUAGAUACUGUUUUACGAAGUUAUACCGAGUGCAUUUAGUCCGAAUAUAUUCUGUUUUUCUAGACAAGCGGCAAACGGAUCUUUGAUAAAUACGUUCCUGUAAAGUAUUUACGAGAAAGAAUAAAAAGCUGAUUAUCUUGUGACUUACUUAGGGAGUUAUUAACAAUUAUAUCAUAAAUAUAUAUAUAUAUAUAUAUUUAUAUAUAUAUAUAUAUAUAGUUAUAAAUUAUUAACACGGCUUUUAUUGUUAUGGGCCCAGUAUUUAAUAAAGCGGCGAUUAUCACAAAUAAUACGAGUAAAGAAUUGUAAUAUAGUAAUCAGAGUAUCCUGUUAUUAUAUAUAUUAUGUAUAUUCCUGUUAUUAUGUAUAUUCACCAUCUUAAGAUACUUUUAGACAGAGGUGGAUUAUACCAAAGGCAAACUAGGCACGCCCCUAGAGGCGCGAGGUCACAAUGAAGAGCGCGGAAUUU